AAGCGGAAGUGCUGCGGAACGUCGUGGUGGAUUUGCGAGUUGUCGUGUUUAGGUUUUUACGGUUUUAUUGGAUUUUAUUGGACUUUAUUACUUUGUGCGGAUGAGGGGCGAAGAGUCGUCCGAUUCCGAGUCGGGCAGGAUGGAGGAGAGCUCGGUGCGGAGGAGCCUGGAGACUCUGUGUCAGGAGCUGAACAUGGACGAGCAGACAGCCGCAGAAACCCUGGAGAGCUUCACUGCCAUCUGGAACACAUACACUCUGGAGGGGGAGGUGGUGCACUGGUUGGCCUGUUCUCUGUACGCUGCCUGCAGGAAGGGCUCCAUUCCCACAGUGGGUAAAGGGCUGAUGGAGGGAAACUGCGUCUCCCUCACCAGGAUCCUUCGCACGGCCAAACUCAGUCUGAUCCAGUUCUUCUCCAAGAUGAGGAAGUGGGCCGACAUGUCGAACCUCUCUCAGGACUUCCGGCUGCGCAUGGACCGCCUGGAGAGAAACUUCGAGGUCUCCACCGUCAUCUUCCGCAAGUUUGAGCCCAUCUUCAUGGAUAUGUUUCAGAACCCGCAGGGAGGGGAGCCGCCUCGACAGCCACGCAGCAGGAAGCACAGGAGGUUGCCGUGUCACAUCAGCGAUGUGUUCAAGUUCUGCUGGACUCUGUUUGUCUACACAAAAGGUAACUUCCGUAUGAUCGGAGACGACCUGGUGAACUCGUACCACCUGCUGCUCUGCUGUCUGGACCUGGUGUUCGGAAACGCUUUGCUCUGCGCCAACAGGAAGGACCUCAUCAACCCCACCUUCAGAGGCCUGCCCGCUCUGUACCGUGCUGACGGCCACGUGUCUCCGGACCAACCCCCGCCGUGUGUGUUGGAGCAGCUGUGUGAGCUGCAUGAUGGCCUGGUGGUCGAGGCCAAGGGAAUCAAACAGCACUACUUCAAACCCUACAUCCAGAAGCUGUACCAGAAACAGAUCCUGAGAGGAAAUGAGGAUCACUUGACAGAACUAUUGGACCCUCAGAGCUUCAUUGAUAACAACAAAGCCAUAAACCGGGAGUACGAGGAGUACGUGCUGACGGUGGGAGACUUCGACGAGCGAGUGUUUCUGGGCGCCGACGCUGACGAGGAGAUCGGGACACCGAGGAAGACAGUCCAGGCGACGUCUGCGAGUCAGAGCCAGCUGAAGCAACAUGUGGAGAAGUCGGCCUCUCUCACCCCCUCCACCCCUCUCACGGGGCGGGUUUAUCUGAAGGAGAAGGACCUGCUCGUCACGCCCGUCUCCUCGGCAACACAGAGCGUCAGCCGGCUGCAGAGCAUGGUGGCGGGCCUCAGGACGGCGCCGAGCGAGAACAUGCUGCAGAUCUUCAGGUUGUGCUCCAGGAACCCCACAGAGUCGCUGCUGGCCAGAGUCAAGACCCUCGGACAGACCUUCAAGGAGCAUUACACCAACGACUCCGAGGACAUGCCCGGUUCUCAUAUAGACUUUGCAGAGAACCGUCUGAAGCUGGCGGAGAUCCUCUACUACAAGAUCCUGGAGAACGUGAUGGUGCAGGAGACCAAACGCCUGCCCGGCAAAGACAUGAGCGUGUUACUGGAGCAGGAUAUCUUCCAUUGCUCUCUGAUGGCGUGUUGUCUGGAGGUGGUCCUGUUUUCCUACAGCUCCCAGAGAACCUUCCCCUGGAUCAUCAACAUCUUCAAACUCACACCCUUCUACUUCUUUAAGGUGAUCGAGGUGUUCAUCCGCUCGGAGGAGGGCCUCUCCAGGGACAUGGUGAAGCACCUGAACCUGAUUGAGGAGCAGGUGCUGGACAGCAGAGCCUGGAGCGCCGACUCUGCCCUGUGGAGCGUCUUGCAGGCUGCAGGCAACAAAGUGCCCACAGUGGAGGAGGUGAAUUUUUCCUCCAGUCUGGACACGGGUUCUAGUUCUAACAGUGGAGCUCAGUCUCACCUCCCGAUGCUCGCCCUCUCCCCCAUCAUCCACCCCCGCAUCCGAGAGUUCAGAUCGGGUCUGGGCAGCGCGCGCAAAGACGUGCCCCCCUCCCCGCUGUCGCUACACGACAGGUACAGCUCUCCGGCGGCGGGCAGCGCUAAGCGACGUCUCUUCGGCGAUGAUUCUCCAGGGACGCUGACCAGCCUGAGCACUAUGUCGUCACCGGCCAAGAGGCUGACCUUCGGGUCCAGCAGCACCCUGAGGAUCGGGGGUCAGGGCGCCGGGGGAACCGUGCUGAGCUUCCCGCUGCAAGGGCUGAAUAACGACCGCACCAUCACCCUGAUCCCGGUUCAGCCGUGUGAUUCCUCCGGCACUGUCACCGCUCAGUUCCUGCUCACCACCUCCCCGAGCCGCACCGCACCCCAGACAGCCGACCCCCCCGCGGGAAGUGGACGCCCGCAACGCACCGGGUCCCUCGCUCUGUUCUUCAGGAAGGUGUAUCACCUGGCCAGCGUGCGUCUGAGGGAUCUGUGUGUGAAGAUGGACGUGUCGUCGGAACUGCGGGGGAAGAUCUGGACGUGUUUCGAACAUGCGCUGGUCCACGGCACGGGUCUGAUGAAGGACCGGCACCUCGACCAGCUGAUGCUCUGCUGCGUCUACAUCAUCUCCAAAAUCACCAAAGAGACUCACACCUUCCACGACAUCAUGAAGUGUUACCGCAGCCAACCACAGGCCAGCAGCCAUGUGUACCGCAGCGUGUUACUGCGUCACACUCCCAGAGAGCAGGUGACAGACGAGAACAUGGAGGUGGAUCCCGUUUCAGGAGGAGAAUCGGCAGAGAAGACCAAUCAGGCGUCAGGAGAAGCGAUCUCCGACCAAUCCGGGGAGGAGGAACGCGGUGACCUCAUCCAGUUCUACAACAGCGUUUUCGUCCUGAAGAUGAAGAGCUUCGCGCUGCGCUACGCCGUGCACGACAACCGGGCGGAUGCUCCCCCCCUCUCUCCGUUCCCCUCGGUCCGUGCUCAGCCUCUCUCUCCUCGCCGGGUUUCUCAGAGACACUCGCUCUACGUUUCACCGCACAAGAACUCUGCAGCCUGCCUCACACCCAACUCCUACACAUACAGGAUCAACAGCAGCCCCUCCAAGGAGUUGUCGGACAUUAACCGGAUGAUCCGUCAGGGCUCGGUCAGCAGGAAGAGGGCCUUCACCAUGGAGGGUGACGUGAUGAUGUCAUCAGCGUGCGACUCCCCCAGUAAGAGGGCGUGUCCGGAGAACGGCAGCAGCCCCGACGUCCUGCUGAAGCGUCUGCAGGACGUCGUGUCGGAGCGCCAGAGCCACUGACGUUACAGUAUCACCCCCACUUUAUGAAGCUUAACGUUCAUGAUGAAUGUAAACAUCAGGAGAGUUUAAUUUAUCAUUAACGCCGUUUAAAUCUGACUCUUUUAUAUAUAUAUUAUGGCCUGAGGGUUAUAGAAGCUGAGCAGAGAACGAUGGCAGAGUUCAUGCCAUUUAGCUUUGUCAAAAAUGAUCCGACUCAACGUUCGAUUUAACACCAUGAGUCAUAUCUGAGGGGAUGUUUCAGCGACAUCAGGAAUCAAAACAAACUGAGUCACAAAAAAAUCGACUUUUUAAAACAUUUUCCUUCAUUUUUCAGGAUUUCUUGACCCUCAAACACACCCAUGUCAGUGUGUGAACUCACAGGUGUUCUAAUGGUUGAUACUCAGGUGUGUGUCGUUACACUUUAACCUGGAAACUUAAAGGAUGGGCAUGUUUUCCUCGUGAAGAGUCCUAACUUUAAAAGCCUUUUUACUUUUAGAAGUGAAACAGAAAAUAUGUUUUUAAUUGUUUAAAGAUUUAUGAAUCUUGUCUUCUAAUUGAUAUCUUAAUUGGCAUAACCAUGAUGACGUACACAUGAGGACAAUUGAUUUAUAUAAACACAUUUGGUAAAAAUAUGGUUGAGUUUCCAUACAUUUUGAACAAAGUGUAUUUUAAGGAAACAUUGCUCAAAAGUAUUUAUACCACCCCACAAAGCAUCUGAAAUAUCCCUUUAUGAUCGCCCACAAUUCAGUGCAACACUACAAACACAAUUCACACUGCUCUAGUUUAAGAAAACCUGACUUUAAAGCUUAAUUUUGAAAAAAAUCCCAAUUUAUUCCAUCAGAUACUUUAUGAAAACUGAUAAUAAUCCAGUGUUUAACGCAGGUUUUAAAAAAAUGUAAAGUUUUAAUCUAUUUAUUUCAAAUGAUCAGACGUGCGUUAUUUCCGCCCACACAAAUAAACACAAACAAUAUGAACACAUUUAAAAUGUUCUCCACGGACAGAAGCUCCUCGGGUCAAACUAUAUUUAGUCAAAUCUAAACCUGUAAAUAGUUUUCUGACAAAUCAAGCGCAAAAUUGUACAUUUUCUAGCAUUAAACCCAUCUUCCUCUCCUGUCAGGUCUCUACUUUUACUGAGAUUGGGAUGACUAUUCUCUACUGAUUACCGUUAAUGAACCUUCCUGUUUUUAUUAAGCUUUUAAAGCUGUGCAAAAGAGCUUGGUUUUGGAGUGUGUGGUAUCUACACAUUUAAGAAUAAAACCAACCUGACAUUUUAUAUCUGCUUUUGUUCAUUCAGUGUUUUUCUAAAAGCAUUUUAGCAAAGAUGGUAUAUGAACCACAUGUUCAAUAAAAACUGUUGAUAUUUGCUCCCAGACAGUUUCAAAUGUAAAAUAAUGUGUGUGUGUGUGUGUGUGUGUGUCUGUGUGUCUUUCCUAAACUGUUUUAAGGAAACGUGUAUUUUCAAGGUGUUAUGAAAAUAAAAUGUACUUGGAUAAA
Molecule: messenger RNA, 4729 nt
Organism: Eleginops maclovinus (Patagonian blennie)
Lineage: Eukaryota; Metazoa; Chordata; Actinopteri; Perciformes; Eleginopidae
Gene: rbl1
Product: retinoblastoma-like 1 (p107)
Exons: 22
Coding region: 101-3256 (1051 amino acids)
Biological process (GO): cell differentiation; negative regulation of G1/S transition of mitotic cell cycle; regulation of transcription by RNA polymerase II
Cellular component (GO): nucleus; chromatin; transcription regulator complex
Molecular function (GO): RNA polymerase II transcription regulatory region sequence-specific DNA binding
Source: RefSeq, a predicted model, not a curated record